UUUCGUAAUCUGCACAGACAUAGACUGAUUUCUUGUCUCAGAUUAGACUCAAACAAAUACAAAGCUUGAGAGUUGGGUGUUGUUUGAGUGUAUUUAUGGCAUUUGCUGCGGUAGGAGGAGCUGGUCUAGGAGCGGUAUUUGGAGCGCUGCUUGAUGGCGUUAUAGCAGUGACGUCAGAGGCUACAAUGUUUGAAACCCACCUCAGAGAUCUCAAAUGCACCCUAGACUUGUUUCAACAAGUGGAUGAAGAUGUAAGGCAACAUCCCAACAUAUUGUUUCGCCCAAUGCAGGGCCUAGAAAGGUUUGAAAUACAAAUGGAGAAGGGUGUUCAGCUCGUUGAAAAGUGCUCCAAGGUUUGUCCAUGGAAGCCGAACGUGUUCAAUAAGCGGUACACCAGAAAACUUAUUGCAUUGGAUACAUCUCUUAGAACACUGUUAAGUGUACUGACAGCGCACAUAGCAAGUGACCUGAGGGCUCGGGUUAUCAAUGUGGCGACAGUGGUGAACCAUAUCGAUGCGAAUAUUGCGGCACAAAACCAAAAUGUAAAUCAAAUUAAAGGUUGGUCUGCAAUACCUGAGCCUCCACCCUUUACAGUUGGAUUGGAUGUGCAUGUGGAGGAGUUGAAGUUGGAGCUUCUUAAGGACGAGGCAUCAAUGCUUGUGCUGACUGGUCUUGGAGGAUGCGGGAAAACCACACUGGCACAAAAGGUUUGCGAAGAUCAGAAAGUCAAAGAGAAAUUCAGGAGCAAUAUCUUCUUUGUCGUUGUUUCAAAGAGAACCAACUGCCUUGUUGUACAAGAACUGUGUCAAAAAAGGGGAUCCCUGGUACCUGCUCUCCAAGAGGAAGCAAUUGCCUUUAACUGGCUGCAAGAAUUUCUGAAGAAAACAGGACAGGAUCCUCUACUUUUGGUCCUGGAUGAUGUAUGGCUAGGAUCAGAAUCCCUUCUUGAUAAGUUUGGUCAAUUCAAAAGGCCAAAUUACAACAUAUUGGUGACAUCAAGAUUUCAAUUUCCAAGAUUUGGCCCUGCAUAUCCGUUAGGAACAUUGGAACAAGGAGAUGCAAUGACUCUUUUUCGUCAUGCAGCAUCCCGACCAGAUAGGAGCUUUGAUAUUCCGGAAGAUCUAGCGAAACAGAUAGUUCAGCUCUGUAAGGGAUUUCCACUUGCCAUUACAACGAUCGGAAGAUCAGUUUGCGAACGGCCAACAGAGAUCUGGAAGAAAAGAGUAGCGGAAUUGUCUAGAGGUUCUUCAAUUCUUGAUUCUGAGGAUUAUUUGUUUGCUUGCCUCAAAAGUAGCUUAGAUGCCUUGGAUGAACGGUUGGCUGUCAUCAAGGAAUGCUUCAUUGAUCUUGCUUCAUUUCCUGAAGACAGAUGUAUCCCUGCUGUUGCUCUCAUUGAUAUGUGGGCAGAGUUAUAUGGGCUAGAUGAGGACUUUUGGUCCAUUGCACACAUCCACGAGCUAACCAAUCGUAAUUUGGCCAAUCUAGUUUCAAGGAAUGGGAAGAUGGAGAUGGAUGGCUAUUACAGUGAACACUUUGUUACCCAGCAUGACAUGCUUAGAAAUCUUGCUAUCCAUCAGACUGGUCAAGAUGAAAUUGGACAGGAGAAAAGGCUGAUUAUAGAAAUUUGUGGUGACAAUCUCCCUAAUGGGUGGACAGAACAGAAGGAUAAACCCAAAAAGACCCGGUUAUUGUCUAUCUCAACUGAUGGAUUGUCCUCAGCAAAAUGGCACGACAUGCAUCUACCAAAAGCUGAGGUUCUAGUUCUGAAUUUUCAGACAGAGAACUAUGUUCUGCCCAAGUUUGUGAAGAAAAUGUCCAAGUUGAAGGUUCUAAUAGUCACAAAUUGUGGUGUCUUACAAGCUGACUUGAGUAAUUUCAAGCUUUUGGGUUCUUUGGCUAAUCUGAAGAGAAUAAGAUUGGAGCGCAUUUCAAUUCCUUCCAUAAGCAAGAACUCCAUGCAGUUGAAGAGUCUGCAGAAGAUAUCUUUAUUCAUGUGCAGCAUCGGUCAAGCUUUUAGCAACUCUUCCAUCCAAAUCUUAGAGGCAUUUCCAAAUCUAGUGGAAAUGAACAUCGACUAUUGCAAUGAUUUGGUGGAAUUGCCUGCCAAGCUCUGUGAUCUUAUCCGCCUAAAGAAGCUCAGUAUUACCAAUUGUCAUAAGCUAUCUGCCUUGCCUAAAGAGAUUGGAAAGCUGGUCAAUUUGGAGGUAUUAAGGCUAAGGUCCUCCACAGAGUUGGAAAGGCUUCCAGGCUCGAUUAAGAACCUAAACAAGUUAAGCUUUCUUGACAUAUAUAAUUGUUCGAGCAUUAAGAAGCUGCCUGAAGAGAUUGGUGAAAUGAGUAGUUUAAGAAAGAUCAACAUGGGACAAUGCUCAAGACUGCAAGGGUUGCCUCAAUCAGUUUUGAAUCUUGGGGAGUUACGGGAACUGAUAUGUGAUGAAGAGACAGAAAACUUAUGGGGGGAGCCUUUCAAAUCCAGUCUCAUAAACAUAAACAUAACAGUGGCAAAAGAACAACACAACCUUAAUUGGCUCUACUGCAAGCCUUGAGAGCUGACUGUCCUUAACAAAUGUUGGUGCAAUGUCUCUGUGAUUUGUGUUUCCAUAUUUCUUUUUCCUACUUUUCUUCUCUUUUACGUUUUUUGGUUUUCAUUUUGCGUUGUAAAAACAAAGUGAAUGAGAGGAUUUGGAUUUACCACCA
Prunus persica (peach) is the source of this 2697-nucleotide messenger RNA. RefSeq names its product probable disease resistance protein At5g66900. NCBI's taxonomy places the organism in Eukaryota, Viridiplantae, Streptophyta, Magnoliopsida, Rosales, Rosaceae. Gene Ontology annotation, molecular function: ADP binding. The transcript has 5 exons. The coding region runs from base 96 to 2546 and encodes 816 amino acids. The record is from RefSeq and is a predicted model, not a curated record. Gene Ontology annotation, biological process: defense response to fungus.